Macrosteles quadrilineatus (aster leafhopper) is the source of this 3985-nucleotide messenger RNA. RefSeq names its product roundabout homolog 2-like. The coding region runs from base 257 to 3757 and encodes 1166 amino acids. Gene Ontology annotation, cellular component: plasma membrane. NCBI's taxonomy places the organism in Eukaryota, Metazoa, Arthropoda, Insecta, Hemiptera, Cicadellidae. Gene Ontology annotation, molecular function: protein binding. Gene Ontology annotation, biological process: homophilic cell-cell adhesion. The transcript has 22 exons. The record is from RefSeq and is a predicted model, not a curated record.
GUUCGUGUCGGACGUGUUUCGUGUAUCGUGUUGCUGCAACACGCUCAUUAUCACGCACGUGUUUUCGUGUUUGGAUAUCCUGUAUAUAUAUUCUAUAACCAGAUUUGACGUACCUUUGUCAGUGACGUCAUCGUUAGUGUUCAGACCUCGUACUUUGAUCAUUCACGCCCAGCGAUCCGCGGUAUUGUUGGGACUAACGCGAUCAAAACCUGGAAUGUUCGUGGUGACUGUGACUGUGAUUGUGUGAACCGAGACAAUGGAAAGACUCACUACGUUGACUCUUGCAGUUCUCCUUUUCUCACAAUGCGCGUGCCAGAGGUCUGCUGAUAAAAAAGGCCAAUACCGAUCGCCGCGUAUCACAGAGCACCCGUCCGACGUUGUGGUGCCUCGGAACGAACCCGUUACCCUCAACUGCAAGGCCGAGGGUCGACCUGAGCCAAGGGUCACGUGGUACAAGGACGGAGCACCCGUGGACGAGGCUAAGAGCCACCGGGUCAUCCUGCCUGCAGGCUCGCUGUUCUUCCUGCGGGUCCUGCACGGCAAGAAGGACUCGGACAGCGGUGUGUACUGGUGUGUGGCGACCAACGUGGCGGGGACUGUGGCCAGCAGGAACGCUUCUCUACAAGUAGCAGUGUUGAGAGAUGAGUUCCGCACAGAGCCGAAGGACACGAGGUCAGCGUUGGGUGAGAAGGUUUUGCUGCAGUGUGGCCCACCCAGAGGAACACCGGAGCCUGUUGUGCACUGGAGAAGAAACGGGGAACAGAUCAAUCUGGAGAUAUUUGACCGGAUGAGAAUAGUUGAUGGAGGCAACCUCCAGAUCUCCAAUGUUCAACUGAGUGAUGCUGGGAAGUACCAAUGCGUGGCUCAGAACUUAGUUGGCAUCAGGUACAGCGACAUCAUCACCUUGACAGUGCACAAGAAGCCGUACCUGAUCUCAGCACCACGCGAUGUUGUCACGGUGGCAGGGGAGAGUGUGGAAUUUGAGUGCGGAGUUGCGGGAGAGCCUCAGCCCCGUGUGUUGUGGAGACGACACGACGGACGUAUGCCUGUGGGGAGAGCUCACGUGUUAGAUGACAGAACACUGCGGAUAGAGCAGACCCAGCCUGGAGACGAGGGAGAGUACAUAUGUGACGCAGAGAACGACGUCGGAGCUGUCACUGCUAGAGCCACCCUUACUGUGCACGCGCCUCCAGAAUUUGUGGAGCGGCCGCAGGAUUUGAAGGUGGCAUUGAACGCUGAAGCCCGCCUGGAGUGUAUAAUCACAGGAAACCCAACUCCGACCACAUUCUGGAGCCGGGAGGAUAGUCAUACUCUUAUGUUUCCUGGACAGAACUACGGACACAUCACGGUCCAGGACUCCGGGACUCUGGAGAUCAGAGAAGUCCUGAGGGAAGAUUCCGGGUACUUUGUCUGCUCUGCUGUGAGUCUCGCCGGAUCUGCUUCUGCUAGAGCUUACUUACAGGUGGUAGUCAAAGAGGACCCGCUUCCUCCCCCUCCCCUAGUAGAGGUUGGACCGACCAAUCAGACGCUGCCUCCUCACUCCCCUCUGGUGCUGCCCUGUCAGGCUCGGGGACCCCAGAAUCUCCCCCCUCCGGACAUCCAGUGGUACAAGGAUGGAUUCCCUGUGGGCAAGACUAGUCCCAGAACCUCUGUGUGGCCAAACGGAACACUCUUUGUGGAGGACUUACAACAGAGUGACUCCGGACUAUUCACAUGCACAGCGAGUACAAACACUGGAGAGAGUUCUUGGACAGCGAUAGUGGUUGUCGACCCCCAGAUGGAGAUACAGAAUGAAACUUUGGACCUCACGCCACCCCCUGCAGCUCCUGCGGUCCCACAGAUUGUCAACAGUACGCAGAAUAGUCUGACAGUUGUGUGGAAACCUGCUGAUUCUGCGCAUAUCAGUGGAUACACAGUGCAGUACUACAGUCCAGAUCUACAGACCGGCUGGGUUACAGUAGCUAAGGGGUGGAAUUCUACCAUGCUCAAGGUAUCUGACCUGAGACCAGAUACAGGCUACAUGUUUGUGGUGAGAGCCGAGAUCGGAGAUGUGUUGUCAUUGCCGAGCGAGUUCUCUACCGUAACUCGGACAUUGAGCUCAGACAACUCGCCUCAACUGCAACUCGCCAGAACUCAGCUGUCUGCCAAACCCAGAGUUUUGCUCAAGCACAUUCAGGCUGUCAGCUCCACUGCCAUCACUCUUAUUUGGCAGAUUCCUGACCCCCAGUUUGUAGAAGGUUUGUACAUCAGGUAUAGAGACGAAACAAGAGGUUCGCAGGAAUUCCAAGUAUCGACUCUGCUGAACACAGAUGCCACGACUCACACACUGACGAGACUGCGCAAAUACUCCUUCUACCAGGUGUUCAUCGUGCCUUUCUACAGGUCUGUGCAGGGGUUCCCCUCUAACUCUAUGGAGGUGCAAACCAUGGAGGAUGUUCCGUCAGCUCCGCCGGAACACCUAGAGAUUGCCUGGGUCAAUAUUUCCUCUGCCUUCAUACACUGGUCUCCCCCUCCGCUACAACACUGCAACGGUCAUCUAUUGGGAUACGAGCUGAUGGUUCAAAACAGCCACCAUCGCCCUGUUAGGACUCUGCGACUGAAUGCCUCAGCAAUGUCAGUUCUGGUGAACAACUUGACUCAAGGACACAUUUACACUGUUAGUCUCAAGGCGUUCACUCGGAUUGGUCCGGGUCCUUCAGCACAGGUGCAGAGUCUUCGUGGCCCUGACGCCUACCGCAGCCUUGUAACUCCGCAGCUUUGGCUGGUGUUGACUGCGGCUGUUGCUGCGGUUGUGUUGGUGACUGUGUUGGUUGCUGCGUUCUACCUCCGCAGACGCACAAAGCAGAUAUCCCACCUCUCAGCGGUAAACGUCUCCGACCUCCCUCGGCUGGGUCUGAUGGGAGGAGUCAAGGAGGCUCUGUGGAUAGAAGUUCCUCAUGAACAUCCUCGCAAGCAUGUCACCUUGGAGGGUAGUGACUACGCGGAAGUCGACACACAACAUCUCAGUAGCUUCUACGGAGGGAGAGACGUGUGUAGUCCGACACCUUACGCAACGACCAUCCUUGUGCCGAACAACAGACAGGACAGCUGCAGUGAGACGGGACCUCUCAUAGUCCCUGUGUCAAGCUCCUCAUCCGGGACUAAGACAUCCACAUCCGGGGACUCUUGGCUGAGACAGGAGCAGAACAAGUCCACAUUGGAGAUCCGAGAGGCAGAAAAGCGGUGUCAGCAGUGUACAGUGAAGGAGACCUCGACUAACUGGACAGCCUUUCUACCCCCUCCUCCUCAACACCCUCCCCCUCCAAGACCACAGGGUAUAUGCGGAGGCAGUCCACCAAUGUCCAAGAAGAGUCUUGGCACUUGCAGCCAUCACUCGAGAGACAGUAACCUUGGCUUAGCUCUCUACGCUCAGUGCUGGCAGGCCAAUCAGGCACCCAGUUUCCCUUCCGGCUACCACACAGGCAGCAGCAACAACAGUUCCUGCAAAUGCCACCAGAAUGCUCCUGUGUGUCGGAGUCAAUCUCAGGACAAUUCCCUCGCUAGCAGACAUCACGACCACAUCCACAGGCACGAACACAACCACUGUCCUUGCUGUUGUCAGAUGACUGAUAAAAAUACUCACAGACACAUUCCAACUGUAUCUGGAGACAGAGCAUGGGAGGAGGCCAGCUACAGCAGUGUUAGUUGUUCCUGCAGCGAAGACACAACUUCAUGUUCCUACUGCCAAAACAAAGCUCAAGAUUGUGAUGCACACUGAUAUUAUGUUUUGGAUCCUGUACAUUCUUGACAAGAUGGUGAUCCUCUCGCGGCCAUGUCAGAAACCUCAGAAAUCAACACAAUCUAGUUAAGACUGUAUAAACUGUUGUAUACGUCAUGUAAUUGCCGAUAGUCUGUGAUAAUAACCUAUGUAAGUGUUAACAAAUUUGUAGUUUAAUGUUUGUUUGCAUAUAUUUGUACUUUUAUUUAUUAAAAUAUUGUGGAUGAA